AUGGAGACCAUCUACGACGAAAUCGAGAUCGAGGACUUCACCUUCGACCCCAUCACCCAGUUGUUCCAGUACCCCUGUCCUUGUGGCGACCGUUUUGCCAUUGCGUUGGACGACCUCAAGGAUGGCGAGGACAUCGCCGUGUGUCCUUCGUGUUCUUUGAUGGUGAGAGUGAUCUUUGAGCCUGAGGACCUCGAGGAGUUCGAGGAGGAGUUGAAGUGA
This is a messenger RNA of Suhomyces tanzawaensis NRRL Y-17324, 219 nucleotides long. It is a transcript of the gene KTI11, whose product is annotated as Kti11p. Gene Ontology annotation, molecular function: metal ion binding. The record is from RefSeq and is a predicted model, not a curated record. Gene Ontology annotation, biological process: protein histidyl modification to diphthamide. Lineage: Eukaryota; Fungi; Ascomycota; Pichiomycetes; Serinales; Debaryomycetaceae. The transcript has a single exon. The coding region runs from base 1 to 219 and encodes 72 amino acids.